This is a messenger RNA of Pieris macdunnoughi, 1098 nucleotides long. Lineage: Eukaryota; Metazoa; Arthropoda; Insecta; Lepidoptera; Pieridae. The record is from the annotation of a GenBank genome assembly.
AUGAACCAAAAGUGCAAAGUUUGCGGUGAGCCGGCGGCCGGCUUCCACUUCGGAGCUUUUACGUGUGAAGGCUGUAAGUCUUUCUUCGGACGGUCUUACAACAACCUGAACUCCAUCACUGAAUGCAAGAAUAACGGGGAAUGUGUCAUCAACAAGAAGAACCGGACUGCGUGCAAAGCGUGCCGUCUGCGCAAGUGCCUUAUGGUGGGCAUGUCCAAGUCUGGCUCUCGAUAUGGCCGGAGGUCCAACUGGUUCAAGAUUCAUUGUCUCUUACAAGAGCAACAGCAAGCUGCGCAGACGCAUUCUCCUCCUCGAGUGCCACCCUCUCCGCACCAUAUGGCUUCACCUUUUCCCCCUCAUCUCUUCCCAGGUAUGACGAGACCGAGAACAAAAGAAGAACUUGCUCUCCUUGGCUUAGAUGACUAUAAGCCUAACUCUGGUUCCCCGGAUUCACAUCGCAGCGAUUUAUCUCCUAAACUCGAUGAGAAGUCUCGUAUUACCCAUCCCCGCCCUCAAGACAGACCACUCACUCCACCGAGGGAUUUUGUUCCCCAUCCACUAGCCAAUAUGUCCUUGCCCCAUUUCCCCCACUCACCUUUCCUUCCCCCACCACCCUUUAGCCCGUUUGCGCACAACCACCCCCUUUUAUUUCCUCCGGGCUUUCACCCAAUAUAUUCCAGACAUUUGCUGGAUCAUGCCGCACUAAGACAAGCGGAAAACAACAAUGAUGUGAGAAUCGAUGAUCACAAUACAGAGUCGUCCAAACGAUUCUUUUUAGAUGAGAUUUUAAAACAGCAGCGCUCUGUGCCGACUCCGCAAGAGGAUAUCUCUGAAGCAGAAUUUGUUCCCACACCACCAGCAGAAAGGCGAACUUCUGAAUCACCUCUGCAAGAGAAUCCGAUGGACUUGUCAGUGAAAUCUGAUGGGAGGUCUAGUUCGGCUCGACGGCGGUCCGACGAUAGCGAAAUAAUAACGCCAGACCAAGACGACCCCGAGUCGGGCAGCGACCGGGCCUCGGCCAGCGAGGAAGAAGACAUGUCAUAUUCGCAGAUUAAGAGAAUCAAACUCCACCCCCUGGAUUUAACGACCAAAGUUUGA